Homarus americanus (American lobster) is the source of this 6751-nucleotide messenger RNA. Its product is annotated as MTOR-associated protein MEAK7-like. The record is from RefSeq and is a predicted model, not a curated record. Lineage: Eukaryota; Metazoa; Arthropoda; Malacostraca; Decapoda; Nephropidae. Bases 136 to 1455 code for a protein of 439 amino acids. The transcript has 10 exons.
GCUGAUUUUUGUCAAGCCGCAGACGCAAAUGUUCUCCUGUCAAUUUUACUCCAUCGCCGAGGAAUUCUGGCCAUUUUUGCGAUUUCUAUAAUCUACAGACGUAUCCUUGUGCAUUGUAACAUAGAUUUAUGAAAGAUGGGGGUAGAAGGCAGCAAGAAUAUCAUCAUACGAAAGGAGUACUUUACUAAGGAAGAGCGACAGCGUGUUCUAAACACUAUGCAAAAGCUUGCUAAAGGAGGUGAUGCUGUGGCUCUUACUUCAUUAGAGAAACAUAUCUCCAGUCGACUGAAUCCAGAAACAGCCAAAAAGUUUUUAAGGAUUUUGGCCAAAGGCAGAAAUAUUCCAUCCUUACCAUGUUCAACAGUUGUGGAUACCUUAGGUCCUCUUCUGAAAGGCUCAAUGGAAGAACACCUUUUUCUGACCCUCACCUUAGCUGGUGGAGGCCAAGAAGGAAUAGAUAGUAAUCGUAUUAUUAAAUAUACUGAAGUUUUUGUGUCUUCAUACCUUCGAAUCAUAACUGGCCAAUCAGGCUACAGAGGGUGGAAAUCUGGGCCUACAGACACUGUGAAACGUGUGUCUCAAGCCUUGUUACAUGAUUUACUGUACUCUGGUGGGAGUCCUAAAGAGACAUGGGGCAAACCACCUCCCAAGGUACGGUUCUCUUACGAUGACUUUGAGAGAUGGUGUUUGGGUCACUCGGUCUUCACCACACUGGAGACAGAAGUUCUCAAACAUUGCUUCUCAUUCUCACCCAUUGACCACACAGCGCUCAUGCCACAAGCCUCUCAACUUCCUUCGACAUUUCCAUCCAUGCUGUCAGCGGGUCAAGUACUGUACCUGAACAAUGCCCUGCCACCACUCCUACAGUCAGAGUGGAGAUUCCUCUUUUCUACAACUACACAUGGAUGGAGCUUCAGUAUAUUUAUGAAGCAGAUUGUUGCAAAAGGUCCCACACUCAUAGUUGUGGAGGACCAGUCGAGAAAUAAAUUUGGAGGUUUCGCGUCAGUCUCCUGGGAAGUCAGGCCUCAGUUCCAGGGUACACCAGAAUGCUUCUUGUUUGCCCUGGAGCCUCAGGCUGGGAUAUUCCGCAGCACAGGAUACAAUAGCAACUUUAUGUACCUCAACUACUUGGAGAAGAAUACUAUGCCUAAUGGACUGGGCAUGGGCGGCCGAGAGGAGUUAUUUGGAUUUUGGCUUGACUAUGACUUUGGUAAAGGGACGGUGGCGCCCUCAUGUAGCACGUUCUGCAGCCCCCCGCUGUCCCCACACCCGGAGUUAGAAGUGCGUAGUGUAGAAGUCUGGGCACUUGGACCUGAGGAGGAAGACUCUGAUGAAGAGGAGGGAACUCGAAAAAAGAAAAGUGCUUUGGAUGCAAAUCCUGAUGCUCGUGCUGUGCUGGACAUGGUGGGCAAAGGAAGAGCAAGUGAUGGCUACAGGGAAGAGCCACAAGAGUAGAAGCACAUAAAAUAAUUUUAUGUAGAGGAAUGAUAUUAGAACAAAAAUAAGAAGGUAAUUUGUAGGAAAUAGAAUUUUGAUAAAUUUCUUAUCUCAGGAGCAGCUUAAAACUCUUAGACUUGGGAUCUAAUAUAAACAAGAGUUGUUUUAUAGUUUGGAUUUGCUAAAGUUUUAUUGCUGUUCUUUAACUGAGUCCUUGAGUUGGUAGCCAACCUGUCCCAGAGUAGGAUGCCAGGAAAUUUUGAUGGUGGUACAGUACUGUACAGUAUAUGGUGUACAUGAUACAGAAUGAAUAAAACUUUAAAUUCCAUGUGAAAAUUUUUUUUAAGUAUAUUCUUCUUGAUUAUGAUUUCUGGGCAUAGUUUUCCACAUGUCCAAGGAUCAAAUAAUUUUGAGAUUCACUUGAAAUAAUUGAUGAAGAAUUCUGCCAUUUGUUGCAUUAAAUAAGUAAAGUAUAAACCAACUAAAUAAUACCAAGAAGACGUAGAUUUUCUGUAAAAAAAUGGAGGGUUACAUUUGCCCAGUACCAUAGUAAUGUCAUGAUGAGUAUCAGGUAUAGUAGAGUAGCAAUAGGAAUACAGUAAAUGCUUCAAAAAUUUAUGGUAAACAGUGAUAUUUGUGAGAAUUUAUGAUGCUAAUGAAACAUGCACAAGAGCCCUACAUAUUCUGGUAGGAAGUUUUAUGUAGUUAAAAAAUUCCAUUUAUAAAUUAAUUAUUCAAUAUUAAAUAUGGAAUAUUCAGUUAUAAACUCAUGCUUCUUGUUAUGCAUCAUGGUUACUUUCCCCCACUCAGUGCAGAGAGGCAUUGAAUGUCUCAUAUAUUUGCUUAGUACGGUACCUGUAUUUCUGCACAUGGUCGAGCUGUGGCAUGAGUGAUGUUCUUACUGAUUGUUUGCAUUUAGAUGAAUACUUAAGGAAAUAAUUAAAUGAAGGCAGGAAAAGGAAAAACUAAAUAGAAGGGAUAACCAAAUGAGAAAAAUGAGGAAUAAUAUAUUGAAGCAUUGAGUGGAGUUGAAGGUAAUGUAGUGGUCCUUCUAGCACUUUGAUUAUUAACAGUGUGAAGAGAUGUCACUGGGGAAAAUAACAAACCAGCAAUAUUUCAUAUAGCAACACAUCCAUGGGUGAGUGGGUUCCUUUGAUUUAUGCCCCAGAAUGCUCAUUUUUACAAAUUUGUAUUUUUGGGAAAAUUUUUCAAAGCAUCAUGACCUAUUAAUUUGUUAGUCUGCUUACAGUAUAUAUAAUUAACCUUAAUAGUUAAAAGGUUUAACCUGUUGCGUAUAAAACUCCAAAUGAGAUCUCUGAAGGUUAGGUUAGGUCAAGAUCAGUCAUAGGUCAUGGUAAUAGGAUAGAGCAUACGUAGUAAAGCAGCUACUUGAAUAUAGAGGAUCAGAUGUGCAUGCCUUUUCCUCUAGGUCUAGGACAAACCAGCUUCCUGUCACUUUUGAGCAGCUGUGCAGUAGGAACAUGCCAGUCAUGUGUCUGCAGGUCAUUUUGGCUGAGGAGGAUCAAAUAGGAUCAUUUAAAUGGCUACAAGCUGCUUUCAGUGUGGAGUAUCACAAGAGAUGACAGUCUAUGCAUUAAUAGAAGUUGUGACUAUGUGUCAUGGGCAUUUUAUUCCAGCAGAUGGCAUAUGAAAGUAAGCUUUGGUAAGAUUUAUAGUCAUGAAAGCUAGAAGAUAAUGAAGUCUUUGUUUUAAUCAUAAGUAUCAUUAUGAACCAAAAACUUUUAAGUAGUUUUGGAUUUUUGUGUGUUUAGUGUUAUUAGUAUGGGAUAUGUUUUCUCUUUGCUACAGAUAGAGGUAAAUUAGAUGUUAAGAGUCAAGUUCAUCAAGUUGUUAUGAAGCGGUCCAUUUGAAAGUUUCCCGUAGUAGAUCCCUCCAGCUGUUUUAUAGUGUUUUUAUCUGGGUUGAGUGUUAGCAUUACAAGAUUAAUCUAGAAAUUCAUCUCUGUAAGCAUGGGUGUCACUUGCGGUUUCAAUGUGGAAGGGACACAAGCACACACAUGAACCAGAAUGAUUGGAGUUAUUCUGAAUUAGGAAUAAUAUGGGUUUUUAUUAUUACGUGCACAAUACAGUGAGGACCUGAUGGAUCAUAAGUUAUGGUUCUGUGUGCUCCAUAAAACAACCAAUUACAUAUGACAUUGUGCUGAACUCAUGAGCGAUCAGGUUUUUUCUGUACAGUACAUUUUAAAGCUGCCCCAAAUUCAUUAACAGAUGGUUUUGAUCUGUAAGUGAAAAUGUGUGUUACAUAUAAUAAUUGUGUCUUUAUAUUAAAUAAUUGCUGUGUUAUCCUUGGUAACAUAGCUAUAUGACCAUGUAUAAAUACUGUACAAGCAGAAAAGUAGAAAGAUUUGCAAAAUUUUGUUAACCUUCCACAGGAAGUGGGGAAGACAUCCCCCAUCCCCAGUGAUUGAUGCCCAUGUAAGUAAUAUUAAGAAAGUGUAUGGUUGGUGGUACAGUAGCUAGAGUAGAACUGUAACAAACUGUUUUAUAUGUAGUGUAACCUAGAGUAGUAGUUUGGUUACUAACACAGAUCUUCGCAUUUAUAUCGAAUCUUGUAUUCUUAGAUCUUAUUUAUACUGUAACCUUGUAUUUAUUUUAAGGAAAAUACUGUAAAUAGGAUAUAAUUUUAUAGAAAAUGGUUUACUAAUUAAUUGCAAUGAUGUUGAAUUUAUAAGAAAUUACAUUAUAUGGGACCAGCAGUGAUACAGUAGUAUUUGAUUAUUUCUAUGAUAUACGUAUACAUUUUAUUACCUUAAUACAAGUCAUGAUGUGUUCAUUCAUAGUCCUGCCAAAGUCCUUUACUGACUGGCUACCAGUUCUGAAUGAUUGCUGCUCCACAAGUAUAGGCAAUGAGAUUAUAAAGGUUUUAGUCUCUUUUUAAUUACUUAUAGAAGACAAGGAAAAGCUAAAAUGCUGAUGCUGAAAGCUAUUUGUUGAGUUUUAGAUUAAUAUAUGGGAUGAAUUAAAGACUAAAUUGUAAUACUCAGAACUCGUUUAUAGUGUUGUAUUAGUGUUGUUCGUGUACACCUCAUUUUUGGGUAGUAUUUUGCUGUCGGUCAAUCUUAUCGGAUUGUAUUCAUGUUUUUCUUGUAUACAUUACUUAUUUGUUGUUUGCUGUUAGCCAUCAUUAACAUAUAAUGGUAAUGGAAGAGUUCUGUAUGACCGUAGGUGCGCGCGUGGGUGUAUGUGUGGGCGUGUGAUUCAUUGGUAAGUGCGAGAAAGGAUGAAUUUUGUGUCAUUGCAAAUUAUAAAGGACCUGGUGAUCUUUUAUGCUCCAUUUACAUUAUUAGUGCAAAUGAAACAAUAAUGUAAAUCUCAUUCUCAUUCUAGAUCGUCAAAAAUUACUUAAACAUUUUUUUGCCAAAAUUGUCUAGUCACUCAGUUGUAUCCUUCAGUACACAUCUUCCCCAGUUGUUUACGAAGACUCUUUAAGAAUUUUUGCAUUUUUUUCUUAGUUAACUUCUCACUUCUCUACCAUCCAAGUUUAGAGGAGUCUACCCCAUCCUCUUACACCCAGUUGUUUCAUUCAGAUAUCCUAUUUCAUUCAUUUAGUUUAUUUUUAUACAUGUAUCCUUAUCGUAGUUCAGUAAAUCUUUUAAACUUUCUUGUAAUAUCACCACUUUCAAAUAAUUAUAUCUUAGUCUUUUCCAUCUGAAUACUCAUCCAUCCAUUUCACUCCCACAGUUUACAAUCAUUCAAGUGAGUUGCAGUGACAAAUGCUCUCAUCAUACCAUCAGCAGUUGUCAAAUAUUUUUUAGCACAAUUUGGUCCUUUCCCCUGUCUGUCUGUCUCUCUUUCUCUCAUCCCAUAGUAAUGUCCUAGAAAUGCUUCCACAUUCCAUAUGUAAAUUAAAAUUGGAUCACAUCAAGAUUAGGCAUCCCAGCAUAAUUUUGCUUAUGAAUAAACACCCAAACACUAAUCUACCCUGACCCAACCCACCAGGUAACGUUAGGGUGUUCAGCCAUCAGGGGUACUUAAUGUUCAAAUGAUCCUUAUACUGUACUGUAAUAUGCUUAUUUAUAAAGGCAUUAUCAGUACUGUACAUGGAGACUCAUAUUCUCAAACUCCUUCACGAAGUUUACACAAAGGGGAGUAGCUUGGAUAUAGGAGAAGAUAAAAAUGAAGGUGAAAACAGGAAAUAGUGUACAAUGGAGAAAUGAGAAAUCAUAAUAUUUGUGGUUUAGUUUUGAAGUUAUUAAAAUGUGUUAUACUAUUAUUUGCUUGUAGGAUGUGGGUCAUAGUGUAAAUAUAGCCAUAGAAUAGAUCAAUCUCUGGACAGGAAAGACAAAACCUAUAUUUCCUCCAUGCUAGAGCUUACAUAUUUGACAGAGGUCAUUUGACAUGCGGCUUCUACUCGAAAUGACAAUUCUGUUUUUCUAAUACAUAUACAGGUAGUCUUCAUUUAUUGCAAGGUUUCUGAUUCUGAAAACUCUUGCAAUGUGCAAAACAAUUUUUUACGUAAGAAACUAUGAGCAGUAUUAAACGGGAUACUUUUCUAGCCAGUAAUUUAGAUACAGUACUUUUGUGUGUGUGUGUGUGUGUGUACAAAAACACUUAUACAUCAAUAAAAAACAAACAAACAUGAAAUACUGUACAUAUAAAUAUACAGGAAUGUAUAAACUGUAACGUAAAAUACCAAUAAGAGGUGUGUGUUUUGCCCCCCUCCCCAUGACUACAGUACCUGUCAACUGUGUCACCUUAACCAGAUUCAUGUCCCUUAAUAAUGUCUAAUUUCACUUCUAAAAUGACAUGCUUGUUGUGGCAAUACUUUUUGCAAUCUUUAUGCAUGAUUUGGGGAUGUUUCUAAGUAAGUAAUUGCUUACAUACAGUAGUUUACAGUACAUAAACAACUGUAGCUUCACAAAUAUUAGACUUAAUACAAUGGGCAUUCCAGCAGCCAGUGUCUUCUAUGUCACAUAACAGAGGAUGAACAGUAGAGUGAAAUUGUGUGUGCUCGUCUAGGAGUUUCCUGUUGGUUUUUCCUCAGUAAGAAAUACUACACUACACUGUACUGUAAUUCACAUCUGCAGUUUUAAAUUGUUUCCUUAGUACUUGUGAAAAAAUUUAUAUCAUUGGUACAGUGUAAUUGAAUGUUUUAGUUAUAAAAUUAAAUUGUGAUAAAUUGAACUUACAGUACAAUAUCUGCAGAUUUGCAAUAAAUGAGGAAUACUGUACCUGUAUGAAUAGCAAAGACAGUUCUCUAUAAUACUGAAUUAGUUAAAAAUCCACCAAAAAUAUACUGUAAGCACUGUACAUUAAGACCCAAUUGAAACCUGAAUAAAAUGGACCUAAUUUGG